Messenger RNA from Pistacia vera, 3677 nucleotides. RefSeq names its product ubiquitin-activating enzyme E1 1-like. Gene Ontology annotation, cellular component: nucleus; cytoplasm. The record is from RefSeq and is a predicted model, not a curated record. Gene Ontology annotation, molecular function: ubiquitin activating enzyme activity. NCBI's taxonomy places the organism in Eukaryota, Viridiplantae, Streptophyta, Magnoliopsida, Sapindales, Anacardiaceae. Gene Ontology annotation, biological process: protein ubiquitination; DNA damage response; ubiquitin-dependent protein catabolic process. The transcript is spliced from 7 exons. The coding region runs from base 214 to 3504 and encodes 1096 amino acids.
GCCCCACGCCAAUACGCAACCGUCUCAGACACACCGUCUCUCUCUCUCUCUCUCUCUCUCUCUCUAUCUUUACAAAAGAGAUGAAAUGAAACAACACACAAUCUCAGCUCCGCAUCUCACCUCAAAACCCUAGUCAAAACGCAACGUAUAAUUCAUCAAAACUCUUCCUAUUUUGUUUUUUACUUUCUCAGUUUCACUUGUUCAGAGCUCUAUAUGCUUCCUUGCAAGAGAGCACGUGGAGGAGAGGCUGUAGUUGGAGAAGAAGGACAGAUAUACUCACCAGAGACUCUGUUAAAGAAACAGAAAAGCCUUGAUUUACCUCCAAUCGCUUCGGCGACUACGACUACCGCCGCUACAACCGCUUCCGGGAACGCUAAGAGCUCCGACAAAUCCACUACCUCCGGUGACAGUAACAAUCGCUGUAACAGCGGCUCCGAUUCAUUGAUCAUGGCUCUAGGUAACGGAAAUUCUUCUGAUAUUGAUGAAGAUCUCCACAGUCGCCAGCUGGCUGUGUAUGGUCGUGAGACGAUGAGGCGGUUAUUUGCGUCGAAUAUUCUAGUCUCUGGAAUGCAAGGUCUUGGCGCUGAGAUUGCUAAGAAUCUUAUACUUGCUGGAGUGAAGUCUGUGACCUUGCAUGAUGAAGGAGUCGUGGAGUUGUGGGAUCUGUCAAGCAAUUUCAUUUUCUCUGAAGAUGAUCUUGGGAAGAAUCGAGCUCUUGCCUCUGUCCAGAAGUUGCAAGAACUAAAUAACGCUGUAGCUAUUAAUACUUUAACAAAUGAAUUGACUAAGGAACAACUCUCUGAUUUCCAGGCUGUAGUCUUUACUGAUAUCAGCUUAGACAAAGCAAUUGAAUUUGAUGAUUACUGCCACAAUCAUCAGCCUCCAAUUGCUUUUAUAAAAUCUGAAGUACGGGGACUUUUUGGUAAUGUGUUCUGUGACUUUGGCCCUGAGUUUACUGUGUUUGAUGUUGAUGGCAAUGAACCAUAUACUGGCAUCAUUGCAUCCAUCAGCAAUGACAACCCAGCACUUGUAGCAUCUGUAGAUGAUGAGAGGCUUGAGUUUCAGGAUGGUGAUUUGGUAGUCUUUUCUGAAGUCCAGGGAAUGAUUGAACUGAAUGAUGGAAAGCCAAGGAAGGUUAAGAAUGCUAGACCCUACUCAUUUGCUAUUGAUGAAGACACCACCAAUUAUUCUGCAUAUGAGAAAGGUGGUAUUGUCACUCAGGUGAAGCAACCUAAGGUGUUAAAUUUUAAGCCGUUGCGGGAAGCGUUGAAGGAUCCUGGUGAUUUCCUUUUGAGUGACUUCUCCAAGUUUGAUCGUCCACCUCUCCUACACUUGUUAUUCCAGGCACUGGAUAAGCUUAUCCUAGAGUUAGGACGCUUCCCUGUUGCUGGGUCGGAGGAGGAUGCUCAGAAAUUCAUAUCCUUGGUCACUAGCAUGAAUGAUAGCUUAGGAGAUUCAAGGAUUGAAGAGAUUGACCACAAAGUACUUCGUCAAUUUGCAUUUGGUUCUAGGGCUGUGCUGAAUCCCAUGGCUGCCAUGUUUGGUGGUAUUGUUGGACAGGAAGUUGUGAAGGCCUGCUCUGGAAAGUUCCAUCCUCUAUUUCAGUUUUUCUACUUCGAUUCAGUUGAGUCACUCCCCACAGAACCCUUGGACCCCAGUGACUUUCAGCCCUUAAAUACUCGCUAUGAUGCACAGAUUUCGGUGUUUGGAUCGAAGCUCCAGAAAAAAUUGGAGGAAGCUAAAGUUUUUAUUGUAGGGUCUGGUGCACUGGGGUGUGAGUUUCUGAAGAAUUUAGCUUUGAUGGGCGUUUCUUGUAGUAAUCAAGGGAAGUUGACUAUUACUGAUGAUGAUGUCAUUGAGAAGAGCAAUCUGAGCAGGCAGUUUCUCUUCCGUGAUUGGAACAUUGGGCAGGCUAAAUCAACAGUAGCUGCUUCUGCAGCUGCUUUGAUAAACCCACAUCUCAACAUUGAAGCCUUGCAAAACCGUGCUAACCCAGAGAGUGAGAAUGUUUUUAAUGACACAUUCUGGGAGAAUCUGAAUGUUGUUGUCAAUGCUCUGGAUAAUGUCAACGCUAGGCUCUACAUUGACCAGAGAUGCUUAUAUUUUCAGAAGCCGCUUUUGGAGUCGGGAACUCUAGGUGCCAAGUGCAAUACUCAGAUGGUCAUUCCUCACCUGACUGAAAAUUAUGGUGCCUCUCGAGAUCCACCCGAAAAACAAGCACCUAUGUGCACUGUUCAUUCGUUCCCACACAAUAUUGAUCACUGCUUGACUUGGGCUCGAUCUGAAUUUGAGGGUUUGCUUGAGAAGACACCGGCUGAAGUGAAUGCUUAUCUGAGCAGUCCAAGUGAAUAUACACUUGCCAUGAAGAAUGCCGGUGAUGCUCAGGCCAGGGAAAACUUGGACCGGAUUCUUGAAUGCCUUGACAAGGAGAGAUGCGAAUCAUUCCAAGACUGCAUAACAUGGGCCCGUCUGAAGUUUGAAGACUACUUUGCUGACCGAGUGAAGCAGUUGACAUUUACUUUUCCUGAGGAUGCUGCGACUAGUAAUGGGACACCCUUCUGGUCUGCUCCCAAGCGUUUCCCACGCCCUCUGCAGUUCUCAGUUGAUGAUCUCAGUCACCUCCAUUUUGUGAUGGCAGCCUCGAUUUUACGUGCUGAAACAUUUGGCAUCCCUAUCCCUGACUGGGUCAAGUCUUCUGGAAAGUUAGCUGAUGCUAUUAACAAAGUGAUAGUUCCUGAUUUCCAGCCCAAGGAAAAUGUAAAGAUUGAGACAGAUGAGAAAGCCACAAACUUAUCUGCAGCGUCAAUUGAUGAUGCUGUAGUAAUUAAUGAUUUGGUCAAGAAAUUAGAAAAUUGCCAGAAGCAGCUACCACCAGGUUUCAAGAUGAACCCCAUUCAAUUUGAAAAGGAUGAUGAUACGAACUACCAUAUGGACUUAAUAGCUGGACUUGCAAACAUGAGGGCAAGAAACUAUGGAAUCCCUGAAGUUGACAAGCUUAAGGCUAAAUUCAUUGCUGGGAGGAUUAUCCCAGCAAUUGCAACUGCUACUGCGAUGGCUACUGGUCUUGUCUGCUUGGAGCUGUAUAAGGUUCUGGAUGGAGGGCACAAGGUGGAAGACUACCGAAACACUUUUGCUAAUUUGGCCCUCCCUCUGUUCUCAAUGGCUGAACCAGUUCCACCUAAGGUGGUCAAGCAUCAGGAUCUGAGCUGGACAGUGUGGGACAGGUGGAUAAUAAAAGACAAUCCAACAUUAAGAGAGCUGCUUCAGUGGCUGCAAGACAAGGGCUUAUGUGCUUACAGCAUUUCUUUUGGCAGUUGCCUGCUCUUUAACAGCAUGUUCCCAAAGCACAAAGAUCGCAUGGACAAGAAGUUGGUGGAUCUGGUUAGGGACGUUGCCAAGGCUGAACUACCUCCAUAUCGACGACACUUUGAUGUGGUAGUCGCGUGUGAGGAUGAAGAUGACAAUGAUAUUGAUAUCCCUCAAAUUUCAAUCUACUUCAGUUAGGUAUUUUGGCCUAGUUAAGCCGAUGACAUUUCUUUCAUAGGAUAAGUGACAGCAAUGCCUUUACAGACUUUUUCAUUAUGGAUUUCAGUUGAUAUAGGCAGAUGAAUGGGAUUGUUUGUUAUGUUGAUUACAUAUUCUCGUAUCAAUCAGAAGCUGCUCUGUUCUCAUUACCA